This is a messenger RNA of Blastomyces gilchristii SLH14081, 1080 nucleotides long. RefSeq lists its product as uncharacterized. The record is from RefSeq and is a predicted model, not a curated record. NCBI's taxonomy places the organism in Eukaryota, Fungi, Ascomycota, Eurotiomycetes, Onygenales, Ajellomycetaceae. Bases 1 to 1080 code for a protein of 359 amino acids. The transcript is spliced from 3 exons.
AUGCUGCUGUCUUCCCUGAUCUUGUCGUUUCUCUUCGCUCGCAAAGGUGCCGGAUUGCAAGUCACAGCGGGUUCUCCGUGUGAAUCGACCUGUCGCAGAACAUCCACCAACACGACCGAUGCUGUAGUUUGUCUAGAUCAUCAGUACAACUCCCCGCCAGGAACUUAUUUCGAAGAGUGCGUGAAAUGCGAAUUACGAAGCACCUACUUCCGUUCACGUUCCUUCGAAACCCACGACACGGACGUUAAUUGGGGACUAUACAACCUUCGCUAUGCGCUCUCAACUUGUGUGUUUGAUUUUCCAGUGGAAAAGCCAGAUUCCAUGUCAAGCCCGUGCCGGGUGACAUGCGACCAACUUGGGGAAGCCAUAAAGUUCCAUCUGCUUUCCCCAACACCGGAGAACAUGCUUGAUUUCUGCGGAAUGGGGGUCUUCGACGACGGCGUCAUCACCCAAUGUGCUGCCUGUUACAACUUGACAGAGACCGAGAAAUAUUUGGGCAACUUUGUUGAAGCGAUCCGAGAAGGUUGCCACGCAAACCUACCCAACGGCGUACCUUUUAUGCUCGAUCCGAACAAGGUCUUCGAUACAGAGCCUCUCCCAGCAAACACUAACAUCCCCCAGAUCACGGACGGAGAAACAGACAAAAAGAACAUGAAAAACCUCAUCCUCGUCAUUGUCUUACCUAUCAUAGGAUUCCUCCUAUUACUGGCAUGCGCAUGCGGCGCGUGUAUAUUCUGUGUCCACCGUCGCCGACGCAAAUCAAAGAGAAAGAACCAGCCGACAUAUCUGCAUGAGCGAUGGAACGACACGGGCAUAAUGUCACCAGUGCGCAAUCAUCUGCGAAGAAGCUGGGGAGAGCCAUCCCCUUACCAACCCGAAUUCACUGGACCGUGCGCAGAUUAUCCUAACCAAGCCUAUCCAAACACCGCUGCCGAGGCCCCGCAAGACGUCAAGUAUCCGCCAGAGACAUAUGCGAUGGAAUCGACCUCGCAGCAAUAUGCAACAGUGUCACCCAAGUCAGACAUGUCGACGCCCAAAUUAUUCCCGCCCCCUCCGCCUCGCAAAUCAAUGAAUGACUGA